Cercocebus atys (sooty mangabey) is the source of this 2525-nucleotide messenger RNA. RefSeq lists its product as uncharacterized. NCBI's taxonomy places the organism in Eukaryota, Metazoa, Chordata, Mammalia, Primates, Cercopithecidae. The record is from RefSeq and is a predicted model, not a curated record. Bases 626 to 2503 code for a protein of 625 amino acids. The transcript is spliced from 7 exons.
AAAAAAAAAAAAAGAAAGAAAGAAAGAAAGAAAGAAAACACGCACAAGAAGAGAUCUUUCUCCAAGGGCUGUCAGGAGGAACAGUGGACUACGCCUGGCACACAGGCCCUGCUCUUCCAGGCAGGCGGUUAUUCUCAUUCCACAGCUAAGGACUGUCUUGGUCAAAUCACCUGUGUGGUGAUACCUGGAAGCCUUUCCAUGUGACCGCCACGUGGGAGGAAAGCAGCCUGGCAGGGCCCCAGAGAGCAAAGGCAAUGAAGUGUGCCGCUGAGACACAGGCCCCGACAGCCCCAGCCGCUGGCCUCUCCCUCCAGGGCUGCAGCUGGGCUGAGACUCCAGGAGGGGGUGCUGUGGUGACUGGGCCCAGAACAGAGUGGGGAACUGGGAAUGUGGGUCCCAGUCCUGGCUCAGCCAGCAGCUGUCUGAGUCACUUUGGGCAGGUUAGUAGCCCUCUCUGGGCCAAGGCACCCUCAGCUGUAGCAGGAGCGGGUGUUCGUGGUGCAACUUAGGAAGGGUUCAGCCGACAUUGCUGGCAAGAACUGUGGUCUCAUCUGAGACUCAACUGGGAGGAGGGAUCCGUUUCCAAGCUCCUUUGCGUGGAGGGGAAGUGGCGGGCACAGAGGGUAUGAAUUCCAGGAGGCAGGGAUCAUUUAGGGGCCAUCUUAAAGCCUGGCUGCCACACUGGGGGAUGGAGCCAUGUGGACUAGGUUGCCCCCAACCCUUCCAGAAUUCUAGGCUGCACCUUCUACCCCAGGACAGGGACUCCCUGAGCCAGAACCAUCAGCUCCUGGAAGGAGCCCAUGGGCCCAGAGAGGUGCAUCAGAGGCAGCCCUUGAACUCCUGCAGGGGGCAGGCGGGAGACCCAUCAUCGGCCCCAGAUCUGGGUGAAGCCGGGAGUGGUGCAGGCCAAGGGUGGGAGAGCCCUGGAGGACUUGCAGAGCCCACACGCAGCUCCUUACAAGAGCUGAACCCCACUACCAGGAGGAGCUUUGGGGUGCCAGGCAGCUCAGAGUACAAGGACCUGGCCCAGAGGAGUGGGGCAGAACCUGAGACCCAGGAAAGAAAGCUCACUCCCGGGACCCCUGGGCCGGGGGACCUGCCCUCCCAAAACCUGCCUUCCCAAGAUGCCCUUGAAGGACUGGGCUGGGACCCGCACCUGGGCCAGGAGAGAGUAGAACUUCAAAGACCGCCAAGGAUGGACACCCCUCAGAGUCUGAGAGAGGAGGACCCUCAGGAUCAGAAAGCAGAGACCCCUCAGCAUAAGAGAGGGGAGGCCUCCCGGGGCGAGAUCAAAGAUGCUCCUCAGCGUCAGAGGGUGAAGACACAGAGGGGCCAGAGCCCAAGGGCUCCUCAGGGUCAGAGGGAGGAGGCCCCCCUGGGUGAGAACAUGGGCGUUCCUCAGAGUCGAGGAGAAUUUAGUCCUAAGUGCCAGGGAAAGGCGAGUCCCCAGAGUCUGGGGAAGAAGAUGCUGCGGUCUUGGGAAGGCAAUAUCUCACAAGCCUGGGAGGUGGCUCCUGGGGAGGCCACUGUACGGCUCCCAGAGGAAGGCGGCUCCCGGAGCCAUCAGAGGGACUCCUGCGGGUCCCUGAAAGCACAGACUCCAAAGCCUGUGGGCAGGGAGAGCCCAGACCUCCGGAGAAGGGUUACCGCGAUGAUGCAGGGCAGGAUCAGAGGCGAGACACAAAAGUCGGCACCGGCGGUGGCAAAGCUAGGGGUCGCCCAGGAGGGGGCGUGGGCUGCGCUUCCCAGCCCGAAGCCCCCGGCCCGGCAGCUGCUUCCAGGUCGCGGAGCCGGAGCUGUGAUGCCAGCGACCCUGCGCACCAAGGUAUCCGGGCAGCAGGGGCUCCCCGGGGGUCUUCGGGGGCCUCCAGACCCGGAGCGCAAUCCGCACGCGCUGCAGGGCCCUGGAGUGGGCCCUGGCCCGGGAGAGGAGGAGGUGGGCCAGGCUCGGCUUCCGGGUGCCCUCCGGGGUCGGGGGGUCGGUCCUGAGCGUCCCAAGGCCUCGAAGGCCGCGUGGCCGGCGCCCCUAGGCAGGGCCAAGGCGCCUGCGGGCUUGAGCGCGGCGCGGCAGGAGACGGCUCUGCAGCGGCUGCUGGAGCUGCACAGCGCAGCCAGGUGGCGGCGCCGGCGGGACCGUGAGCAGCAGCGGCUCCGGGUCCUGGAACGCCUCCACAUCGCCAGGAACCGCCACUGCCGGGUUCACCCCGUGGGGCUCCCGCCCAGCGCGGCUCAACUCCCGCCACAGGCAAGACCCCCAGAAGGCGGUGGGGCCGCAAGGAACCUGCACGGGAGGACGCGACUGGGCGGCAGCGCGCCCUGCGGGAGCAGCUGGAACAGAUGCAUCGGGAGAGGACCGGGCGGCUGCGGGCCCUCGGGGCCAGGAACACUCAGAACUUCCUGGAACUACUGUGUUCCCCUGGUGCUGCGGAUCCCGUGCCUGCAGAGUAGUGCUCGCCCUCCCAGCCCCCUCUGGUCAUUGCUGGGUACUCAAAGGGAUGAUUAAAGAGAUGAGGGUUACGGAAAAA